AUGAGAAUCCCCUCUGGUUUUGUCUCCAGGGCCCCGGCCCCUCCGCCGUCUCCCCGGCCGGCCCACGUCGCCAGAUCGCCGCUGACAGAUGUCAAUACCAUGCCGCUUCUCACGGCGGGACACGAUUCUGCCAUCGAAGAAGAGCUCGCCGAGAUGAGGGACCAGCUCGCAACCCUCCAUGACCAGAUUGAGCCACUGCGCGAUCUCAACUCGGUCCUGCAAGUCCGCCUGGCGGUGCAGCAACAUGAACUUGCCGCCAACCAGCGAGGCUUGGAAUGUGCCCUCGCCCAGUCGCGUGACCUGGCCGCGGCGAACUUCGCCCUCAAGUGCCGACAAGGUCAGAUGGAAGACCAGAUUGCGACCGCGUUGCAGUCGGCGCGACUUCCACGCCUCUCCAUCCAAGUAAGCUCCGUCGUGUCUUACCUUGCUCCCCCGGCUGUUUGGGUGCCCCCCGGUCCCCCACCGCAAUUGUGCUACCCAGGCCGGUCCGCCUCGAUGUUGGAUCUGGUCAUCAUCCACGCGUGGUACCGCCGUCUCGGAGCCGGCGUAGUCCAAGCCCGCUACAGCGCAGAAGAGUACCGUCACAACUUCGCCGGUCGCAACCGCGUCGAGAUCCGCGACCAGAUGCCCGCCGGAUACCUCCACGGCUGGGUAGAGUCUCACGAGGAUCACGUCUGCCGGUACUACGUCCCGGCGCUCCCGAUCCCAGGGUGGCCCACGCAACUCAGAAUCCACAACAACCCGGCCAAGGGAAUCUUCAUCUGCGCGGUUGUCUAUGACGGUGCCGGCGCACGCGCGAGCCAAGACGGCAACAUUUUGCAGCACUUCCUUCCUCGAGAUGUUACGUGCGUCAUCGACACAUUGUCCCUGUACUGGGAGAAAACCGUGAAGCUUUCCCGCUCUCGGGACCUUGACAAGUAUGCACGAGACGUCGUCGGGGUCAGCGACGAGUUCCGCAAAUGCUGGGACGCCGCGAGCGGCACCAUGUAUCAGAGCCUCCUGGCUUAUCCGCGCCGUUCGAGGGCCCUUUUCGACAUCCAACGAGAUGAGAGGUCCUUGACCUCCAUAGUGGUGAACAUACUGGAUGAGCCGGGUGACCAGCGCUGGUGGAAGCUACUGGCGAUGGGUACUGAGCGAAUGCUGCCCAACCUUAUAAUGGCUGAGCAUGUGCUGGCGGGCAUCAUCUGCCAUGAGUUGGGGAACGGGCAGCCCGUUGCUACCGAUACGGUGGAGAUGUUUGCCAAUCCGUUUAUGGAUGAGUUCACGAUGUGCAUUGAUGUGCCGGAAGAUACAGUUGUCGUUGACGCUGAGCCAAAGGACGGAUUCGUCACUGAGUCUGAGUCGGAAAGCGACGCCGAGCCGGGAGACGAUGCUGAGUGA
Messenger RNA from Cladophialophora immunda, 1380 nucleotides. RefSeq lists its product as uncharacterized. The coding region runs from base 1 to 1380 and encodes 459 amino acids. The transcript is spliced from 2 exons. The record is from RefSeq and is a predicted model, not a curated record. Lineage: Eukaryota; Fungi; Ascomycota; Eurotiomycetes; Chaetothyriales; Herpotrichiellaceae.